Molecule: messenger RNA, 2418 nt
Organism: Cannabis sativa
Lineage: Eukaryota; Viridiplantae; Streptophyta; Magnoliopsida; Rosales; Cannabaceae
Product: terpene synthase 10
Exons: 7
Coding region: 87-2063 (658 amino acids)
Biological process (GO): diterpenoid biosynthetic process
Molecular function (GO): terpene synthase activity; magnesium ion binding
Source: RefSeq, a predicted model, not a curated record
GAGUAUUCUUGAGGGUAUUAGAAAAACAAAUUAAGCAAGUCCCAUAUACAUAAAUAUAUAUAUAAAUAUAUAUAUUAAAAUCUAUAAUGGCUGCAUUAGUGUUCACUGUAAGUAGUAUUAUUAGGUGGAAUAGUAAUAAUAAUAAUAAUAAUACCUUCACUAGAUCUGUGAAAUCAUGUUUAAGUUCAAAUUACCAUAAUAAUAAUAAUAUUAUUCAUAAUAAAACUGUAUUAAUGUCCACCAAUAAUAAUAAUAAUAAUAAUAAUAAUAAUAAUAAUAAUAAUAAUAAUAAUAAUAAUAAUAAUAAUAAUAAUAAUAAUAAUAAUAAUAAUAAUAAUAAUAAUAAUAAUAAUAAUAAUAAUAAUAAUCAGAAGAAUAGUUCUCGAAGAUCAGCAAACUAUCAACCCCCACUUUGGCAAUUUGAUUAUGUACAAUCACUUUCUACUCCUUUCAAGGAUGAAGCAUAUGUCAAAAGAGUUGAGAAACUAAAGGAAGAAGUAAGAGUGAUGGUGAAGAGAGCAAAAGAGGAUGAAAUUAAUAAUAUAUUGAAAGAUAUAUAUAAUAAUAAUAAUAAUAAUAAUAAUAAUAAUAUUAAUAAUAAUAAUAAUAAUAAUAAUAAUAAUGUGUAUGCCAAUUCUCUUGAAUUUAGACUCCUACGACAACAUGGUUAUCCGGUGUCUCAAGAAAUUUUUAGUACGUGCAAAGAUGAAAGAGGCAAUUUUAUGGUGUCUACCAAUGAUAUCAAAGGAAUGUUAUCUUUAUAUGAAGCUUCAUUCUAUUUGGUAGAAAAUGAAGAUGGUAUUUUGGAAGAGACAAGACAAACAACAAAGAAAUAUCUUGAGGAAUACAUAAUCAUGAUCAUGGAAAAACAACAAUCAUUAUUAGAUCAAAAUAAUAAUAAUGAUUAUGAUUAUGAUUAUGAACUAGUAAGCCAUGCAUUAGAACUUCCACUUCAUUGGAGAAUGUUAAGAUUGGAGAGUAGGUGGUUUAUUGAUGUGUAUGAGAAGAGACUAGACAUGAACCCUACUCUACUUAUGUUAGCUAAGCUAGAUUUCAACAUUGUCCAAUCAAUAUACCAAGAUGAUCUUAAACAUGUCUUCAGCUGGUGGGAAAGCACUGAUAUGGGAAAGAAGUUGGAAUUUGCAAGAGAUAGAACAAUGGUGAAUUUCUUAUGGACUGUAGGAGUUGCAUUUGAGCCACAUUACAAAAGUUUUAGAAGAAUGAGUACAAAAGUAAAUGCUUUAAUAACAGUAAUAGAUGACAUAUAUGAUGUUUAUGGUACACUAGAUGAAUUGGAGCUCUUCACUAAUGCAGUUGAGAGAUGGGAUAUUAGUGCUAUGGAUGGGCUCCCUGAGUAUAUGAAGACAUGUUUUCUUGCUUUAUACAAUUUCAUAAAUGAUCUUCCAUUUGAUGUGUUAAAAGGAGAAGAAGGCCUCCAUAUAAUAAAAUUCCUUCAGAAAUCGUGGGCAGAUCUUUGCAAAUCUUAUUUAAGAGAAGCAAGAUGGUAUUAUAAUGGAUACACACCAAGCUUUGAAGAGUACAUUGAGAAUGCAUGGAUAUCAAUAUCAGGACCUGUUAUACUAUCACAUUUAUACUUUUUUGUAGUGAAUCCAAUCAAGGAAGAUACCUUAUUAAGUACUUGCUUUGAUGGAUACCCUACCAUAAUACGACAUUCAUCGAUGAUUUUACGACUUACAGAUGAUCUGGGAACUUCAACGGAUGAAUUGAAAAGAGGCGAUGUUCCCAAAUCAAUCCAAUGCAAAAUGUAUGAAGACGGUAUAUCUGAAGAGGAAGCUCGUCAACGUAUUAAGUUAUUAAUAAGUGAAACAUGGAAGCUUAUUAAUAAAGAUUACAUAAAUUUGGAUGAUGAUGAUGGUGAUGACUACUCUCCAAUGUUCUAUAAGUCUAAUAAUAUUAAUAAGGCUUUCAUUGAAAUGUGUUUAAACCUUGGUAGAAUGGCACAUUGCAUUUAUCAAUAUGGAGAUGGACAUGGAAUUCAAGAUCGCCAUACAAAAGAUCAUGUACUAUCAUUACUUAUUCACCCUGUUCCUCUUACCCAAUAGGAACAACUUCAAAUCAACCUUAUUGUUGGUUCUAAAUGUUUUAUUGUCUUUGGUGAUAGCAGGGCCGGUCCUGAAACAAAGUGGGCCAUAGGGAAAAAAAAAAUUUUGGGCCCUUAGGUUAGAAAAAAUGUGGUAUUUUUCAAAAUUGGUAAAAAAAUGUAUAAUUUUAAAAAAGUGAAAAAAAUUUUGGGCCCCUGGACUGGGUGGGCCCUAGGCACAGGCCUAGCCCGCCUAUGCCCAGGGCCGGGCCUGGGUGAUAGAUAUACUCAUCAAAAUUUGAAAUAUUAUAUGUGUAUUUUACAUUGUGAUUUUCAAUAAAAUAAAUAUCCAUGUGAUAUAUGUAUUUUUAUAUUUA